Molecule: messenger RNA, 2051 nt
Organism: Pundamilia nyererei
Lineage: Eukaryota; Metazoa; Chordata; Actinopteri; Cichliformes; Cichlidae
Product: stress-associated endoplasmic reticulum protein 1
Exons: 3
Coding region: 216-416 (66 amino acids)
Biological process (GO): endoplasmic reticulum unfolded protein response
Cellular component (GO): endoplasmic reticulum
Source: RefSeq, a predicted model, not a curated record
CCCUGUCACGUGACGAGGUCAGUAGUUCCGGGGUCAGGGCUCGCUCAGCUAACAUCAAGCAAACCGUUGACGGUAACACGGAAACAGAACGAGCUGACUGUCCUCUCCUCCGGGACGUUCUCCUCCGCUACCAGCGAGCCUCCUGCCUCUGGAUCCCGGCUGUUCCCGCCUCUUCCUCCGUCCUCCUGGUCCGCACCGGUCAAUAAGCCUGAAGCAUGUCGGCAGUGCAGCGGAUGAAAGUGGCAAACGAGCGACACAGCAAGACGAUCACACAGCGGGGACACGUCCAGAAAACGUCGCGGCCAGUAAACGAUGAGAAGUCUCCGGUGGGCCCGUGGCUGCUCGCUCUGUUCGUCUUUGUGGUUUGUGGAUCAGCCAUCUUCCAGAUCAUCCAGAGCAUCAGGCAGGGCAUGUGAUGAUCUUUGACCCCAGAGAUGCUGAGCCCGAUGGAGGGAGGGAGGGGCACACCGCCUUCAAGACACACCCCCAACACACUCUCUCACACACACACUUGUACCUGUGGAGUCUGGACUCUUCCCUCUCUCUCUGCAGCACAUCGCCUGUUUGUUUACUCCCGUCUCUGUCGAUGAAGCUGAUCCAUCACAUAUUGAUAAUUGGUUCCUGUCAGAUGAAGUCUUAAAUCCUCUUCCUGUUGGUCGUCCAGCUGCUCUCUCUCGUCUCUGCUGCUUUUCUCAGUCCCCGGUUUAAAGGGACAAAGCGCUGUUCUUCCUGCUGUCGGCUCAUUAAUCAUAAAUCCUUUCUCAGACCGUCGCUCAGUCUUUAGGACCCUCGUGAGUCUGAGCUCAUUUGCUCAGAAAGACUCAGCCAUCAUACUGUGAAUCAUUGUAAUAACAGGACAAAGUUACGGUUCAGACAGAUGUUUACAUGCAGCACGCCUCAGAUUUUAAACUUUUGUACAUUGAAGCCUGAGAAGAGCAGCCCAGCCUGGAAGACUUUUAAUGUGAAAAAAAAGAAUGUCUUCCAAAUUAAAAGUCUAACACACCUGUUCUAGUUUCAGUUCAUAUUGAGUGUAUUUGUUGUGAAUUUUGUAUUUUUGUCAAUAAUAGUUCAGUGAUUUAUGUGAUUUCGAGUGCUGUUGCUAACCGCUGUUUAAUGACUGCUUAUUACUUAGUGUUUCAAAUGUGAAACAAACAAAAAGAACAAAUCUAUUUAUUUCUGAGGAGCCGUUUAAUUCAUUCCGCUGAUUAUUCAGUCGCAUAUCAUAAGUGUUAAUAUUAGAAAUGGUUUAAAGACUAACAUUUACUUUAAAGAAGCAAUUUUAGCUUUUCUGCUGGAGCUCUUUAGUUUCAACCACAGCUGUUACUCUAAUCUCUCCUCUGGUAACUUUCACUUACAUUUAGUGCGUCUUCUUCACAAUAAACCCUGCUUGAGCUGUGAUUGGUUAUAUUUGUGAUGAAUUAAUGAAAGAGUUAAGUUACAGAUAAAAUGUUUAUUUUGAACUCAGGGUUGAAAUCUGCAGAUUGCGUCUAUCAGCAGCACGUCUCUCAUCCAAAACACUUUUUUUUGAGUGAGUGUGAAACAGGAAGUAUAUGAAUCACAUGAAGAAGAAGUCAGAGCUUCAUCUUCUGUGAGCGCUAGUUACAAAUGUCUCACGGGGCCUCGUAAAUUCUUCUUUUAGCUCUCAGAUUUUCAGAGGUCCAAAGUCAUUUAAAGUAAAUGAAUCUGGGCUUUAAUGGCGUCGUGCAGAUGAAGCGACGAACAGACUGUCAGCAGGGUGAAAAGUCGUUGAAUUAAAGCACACAGGAAGUGAUUGUGAAUGCAGGUUCAUGCUGGAUCAUCGUGUGAAGUUUACAGGCUUCAGACUGGAAAUGUGAUUUCUCUUUAAAAACAGCGCUUUGCUCCUUUAAGUCCCUUCCCCUCCACACACUUUCAGUUCUUCUGCUGUAAAUGAAGUAAAACAAGCUGAUGAAACGAGCUCCGUCAUUACAAACGUCCUGCUGACGUUUCCAUGUGAAGCAGUCGGAGACGUUCCUUCAGCUGGAUGACACGCUCCGCUUUGAUACUAAAUAAAGCUCCAAUAUUUUUCUCUA